GUGCACACUAGCAUUGCUCUUUUUCAAUUCCGACUUCUUCUGCAUCGGCCUCUACGUUCUAUUUAUGGUGUAGCAGCGAGCAUUACUUCCCUCAUUAAUUCACAGCCGUUCAACUCUCUUCCAUACAUCUUUCCCUCAUCGUCUUCUUCUCCUCUUCAGUUUCUUCUUCUGUUCAAGGUUCUAGAGAAUGGGAAGUACUGGGGGAACCGAUUACGGUGCUUACACCUAUGCGGAACUCGAGAGGGAACCUUACUGGCCAUUAGAAAAGCUCAGGAUUGCCAUAACUGGGGCUGGCGGCUUUAUUGCUUCUCACAUUGCACGGCGUUUGAAGAGCGAGGGCCACUAUAUUAUUGCUUCUGACUGGAAGAAGAAUGAGCACAUGACAGAAGAUAUGUUCUGCAAUGAAUUUCAUCUUGUUGAUCUCAGGGUCAUGGACAACUGCCUAAAGGUCACUAAAGGAGCUGACCAUGUCUUUAACCUUGCCGCUGAUAUGGGUGGAAUGGGCUUCAUUCAGUCCAAUCACUCUGUUAUUUUUUAUAACAACACCAUGAUCAGUUUCAACAUGCUUGAGGCUUCGAGGAUCAAUGGAAUAAAGAGGUUCUUUUAUGCCUCUAGUGCUUGCAUCUACCCUGAGUUUAAGCAACUAGACACUAAUGUGAGCCUGAAGGAGUCUGAUGCAUGGCCUGCUGAGCCCCAAGAUGCUUAUGGCUUAGAAAAACUCGCCACAGAAGAAUUGUGCAAACACUACACCAAAGAUUUUGGUAUUGAAUGUCGGAUUGGAAGAUUCCAUAAUAUUUAUGGUCCAUUUGGAACCUGGAAGGGUGGGAGGGAAAAGGCUCCUGCUGCUUUCUGCAGAAAAACUCUCACUUCUACUGAUAAGUUUGAGAUGUGGGGAGAUGGACUUCAGACCCGAUCUUUCACCUUCAUUGACGAGUGUGUUGAAGGUGUUCUUAGAUUGACAAAAUCAGACUUCCAGGAGCCUGUGAACAUUGGAAGCGAUGAGAUGGUUAGCAUGAACGAGAUGGCUGAGAUUGUUCUUAGCUUUGAGGAUAAAAAGCUUCCCAUCCACCACAUUCCUGGCCCAGAAGGUGUCCGCGGUCGUAACUCAGAUAACACAUUGAUUAAAGAGAAGCUUGGUUGGGCCCCAACAAUGAAACUGAAGGACGGGUUGAGAUUUACGUACUUCUGGAUCAAGGAUCAAAUUGAGAAAGAGAAAGCUCAGGGUGUUGAUUUAUCUGUUUAUGGGUCUUCCAAGGUGGUGGGAACUCAAGCCCCUGUCCAACUUGGGUCGCUUCGUGCUGCUGAUGGCAAGGAAUGAAUUGGUCAGUUCUUCAAGUUGUACUCUAUGGAGCCAAGUUCUACUCUGAAAGGGCUACCUUAGAGAAUGCACUAGGCAUAUAUUUGGUAAUGUGCCAUAUUUAAGUUUACAGCUCGUGUUUCUAUUUUAUUAAUGCCUUUUGUGUAAGGGAAGCUCUUGUGCUCCCAUAGCGUUCCUGGUUUUUACUGAUAAAAAAUUCUGUAGGAUGAUCACUAUCAAGCUGAAUCUGAAUGGCGUAAUGUAGUUGCGGCACUUUCGGUGUCCAUAAUUGAUAAUUUCAUGUUUGGGUAAAUACGGAGUGGGGUAUGAAAGUAUUGCUAGUUAU
Ilex paraguariensis (yerba mate) is the source of this 1643-nucleotide messenger RNA. The record is from the annotation of a GenBank genome assembly. NCBI's taxonomy places the organism in Eukaryota, Viridiplantae, Streptophyta, Magnoliopsida, Aquifoliales, Aquifoliaceae.